Schizophyllum commune H4-8 is the source of this 455-nucleotide messenger RNA. RefSeq lists its product as uncharacterized. The transcript is spliced from 8 exons. Gene Ontology annotation, biological process: regulation of DNA-templated transcription. The record is from RefSeq and is a predicted model, not a curated record. The coding region runs from base 134 to 373 and encodes 79 amino acids. NCBI's taxonomy places the organism in Eukaryota, Fungi, Basidiomycota, Agaricomycetes, Agaricales, Schizophyllaceae. Gene Ontology annotation, molecular function: zinc ion binding; DNA-binding transcription factor activity, RNA polymerase II-specific.
CAUCGCUCCUUCCUGCACUGAACCGCCACCUCGUUGCCGCAGCCCGCGGGAAUUGCUUACCACCCUGAUAUCGCCUCCCUCCCCCCUCUUUACCCUAAACGCUGCUGAGUACGCUAUCGUUCCACCGCGCGACAUGGACGACGAGCCAGCUCUGAAGAAGCGGAGGCGCCCAGGCGCCUGCGACAACUGCAAGAAGCGCAAGAUUCGCUGCGACAGUAGUCGGAUGCCGAACAACAUAUGUUCACAAUGCGUAUCCUACGGGGUGCAAUGCACGCACAUGGAGGUCAUCAAGAACCUGGGCUCUGCGAAGACCUACGUUGACGCGCUUGAGACACGCAUACUGAAGCUGGAGAAGAUCGUCCAGAAAGCAUAGACGUCAAGGAGGAGAUCGAGAACACCACUUUGGAUGAUGAUGGGGGACUUGCCAAGCUCAAACGCAACGACGAUGACUCCCC